Clupea harengus (Atlantic herring) is the source of this 2375-nucleotide messenger RNA. RefSeq names its product organic anion transporter X (gene oatx). Gene Ontology annotation, molecular function: transmembrane transporter activity. The record is from RefSeq and is a predicted model, not a curated record. Bases 604 to 2325 code for a protein of 573 amino acids. NCBI's taxonomy places the organism in Eukaryota, Metazoa, Chordata, Actinopteri, Clupeiformes, Clupeidae. The transcript has 10 exons. Gene Ontology annotation, cellular component: membrane. Gene Ontology annotation, biological process: transmembrane transport.
CUGAGCGCUUAUUUGUCCAACACAAGCGCUUUAUAGAAAUUCCACUGAGGGAUUUAAGUUUUUUUUUUUUUACCACAAUAAUAACAUGAUUACCGAUUUUUAAUUACAGAGAAAAACUUUAGGCCUACCAGAUAUCCAUAAAAAAAUGAAUAAAUAAGUUUCUCUGUGGCACAACCUUCAGAAAAUGUUGUGGACUUUAAUUACAGCUGGACGUAAAAAGAUCCAGUUAGGCAUGUUUCUUCAAGAAGGGAAUACUGAGUCCUAAGUCUCCGCCGAGAAAGGUAGGCAAUGCAUCUUCAAAGCGGACCAUGACCCUACUGUGUUGCGCUUCUAACAACCAUUAACCCUUGCAUUGAUCAUUUGCAGUGAUGGAAUCAUUGUACAGCUUCGAGGUGUGACAACCCCAUUAUAAAAACUGGAGUCCAUACAAUACGACUAAAUUAAAGGAUCUUCACCCAACUAGCAAAUAAUUUCAAGGGAGUGCAUAAUGUUCUGCCUGACAAAUUGAAUUAUUGAAAACAAUAAUUCCAAAUAUACCGCUUUAAUAGUGCAUUCAAAUUACUUUGAUGAAACUAGUUUCCAACUGCUGCAGAGACCUUCAAAAUGGGAUUUUCGGAUAUUUUGGACGAGAUUGGUGGGUUUGGACGGUUCCAGUGGAUUCACGUCACAUUAUUGUCCAUUCCUGGUCUACUUAUGGCAAGCCAAAAUCUGCUUAACAACUUCGCAGGCGGGAUUCCAGGACACCACUGCACAAUACCAAACAUCUCCAACCGCACAAAUGAUCAGAAUAUCACUGCGGAACAACUCAGUACAGAUCAACUUCUUCGCGCAUUUAUUCCAGUCGACAAGAGGUCGUCCAAGUUUACAAAAUGCACAAGAUAUGUAGAACCGCAAUGGCAUCUAGCAGGUGUGAACAUCACUGGAACAAAUUUUACUGAGCCUGAGACGGAGACUUGCCUAGAUGGAUGGACUUACCAAAAGACUGAAUUUAUCUCCACAAUAGUAUCAGAGUGGGAUCUGGUUUGCACUCUGCAACCUCUGAAGCAGAUGACUCAGACCAUUUAUAUGGGUGGGGUGCUUUCAGGUGCAAUCAUAUUCGGGGGCCUAUCAGACAAGUUUGGUCGAAGGGCCUUGCUCAUUUGGUCUUAUUUCCAGCUGGCAGUGCUGGGAACAUUCACAACCUUCGCAACCUCCUACGUGGCCUACUGUGUGUUACGGUUCUUGUCAGGCAUGGCAGUGUCUGGGAUCAUCCUCAACGUAGUCUCCCUCAAGGUGGAGUGGAUUCCCACUAAGACACGCACUCUGGUGGGGACACUGACUUCCUUUUUCUUUACCUUUGGCCAAAUGAUCCUGGCAGGCGUAGCAUACAGUGUGAAGGACUGGCGAAAGCUGCAUGUAGCUGUCUGCUCCCCCUACUUCGUCUUUGCCCUCUACAGCUGGUGGUACUCGGAGUCUGCUCGCUGGUUGGUGCUGAAUGGCAGAUCUGAGGAGGCCAUCAAACAAAUUCACAGAGUGGCCAGAAUUAAUGGCAAGCCAGAAAUGGUGGAAAAGAUCAAUAUGGAGUAUUUGAAAUCCCACAUGCACAAAGAGAUGCAGUCCAGUAAGACCACCCACACUGCAUAUGACUUACUGCGCACCCCUGUGAUGAGAAGAAUAUCAAUAUGCCUUGUGGCUGUCUGGUUUUCCACAAGUUUUGCCUAUUAUGGGUUGGCCAUGGAUUUGCAAAAGUUUGGAAACAUCUACGUGAUGCAGUUGAUAUUUGGAGCUGUGGACUUCCCUGCCAAGCUGAUUGCUCUGGCGAUGCUCAGCUACCUUGGACGGCGUAUCACCCAGGCCUCGUGCCUCCUCAUCUCUGCUGUACUCAUCUUUGCCAACAUUUUCAUCUCUAAAGAAUUCCAGACGGCUCGGACGGUGUUGGCUGUUCUUGGGAAAGGUUUCACCUCUUCCUCUUUCACCUGUGUCUACCUGUUCACUGGGGAACUGUACCCCACUGUCCUCAGACAGACAGGCAUGGGGUUCACCUCCACCAUGUCCAGGAUAGGUUCCAUGGCGGCCCCCGCUGUUCUGAUUCUGGAUGAGGUGCUGCCUGCCCUGCCCAGCAUCGUCUAUGGAGGGGCUGCCGUGAUUGCUGGAGUUUUUGCCUUCUUCCUACCUGAGACACUCAAUGUUCCUCUACCUGAAACUGUAGACGACGUAGAAGAAAAAUGGUCAAAAAAGCCGCACGUACAGAAACAGAUUGAAAAGGAGAGUGUGGCCCUACAAGACAUGAAAGAGGGAGGAGCAGAAUGUGAAGACGGGAAAACUUCUGGACUUAAUGCUUUAUGAAUACUGGCAUAUGUACAUUAACAUAUUGACUGAUAUAAGUUUAAUGGAAA